This is a messenger RNA of Styela clava, 3918 nucleotides long. NCBI's taxonomy places the organism in Eukaryota, Metazoa, Chordata, Ascidiacea, Stolidobranchia, Styelidae. The record is from RefSeq and is a predicted model, not a curated record.
UGCCAAGGUGCCUGGAAAUCAAACUCCUAAUUCAAACCAUCAUUCGCCACCUUAUGUUACGAGAAGUAUGUGGACUGAAAAGUCAAUGUUACUGUUGAGUUAUUACUAUACGGGACACUGGCUGGUAGCUGUUGUACUAGAGCUAUUUACAUUUCAAUGUUAAUAAAAUAAUAAGACUACAGAAGUAGAAAUGAGUUCUCAAAAACGAAAGCUUCCAGACUCCCCUUCAACACAACGAUUUAGUCCUUCUCAGAGGAUUAGGACGUUGUCAAUAGAGGAUAAAGGGUCAGUGGUAAGAAAUGUAUUCGGCGAUUUAACCAACAGAACGAGCAGCUAUGCCCCGGCAACAGAGAUUAAAGAGUCCAUCAAAGACAACCAAGAUGAAACUUCACCUAUGAUUGUCAUACCCAGUGAUACGGAAUCUGAUGAAAACAUUCCUUCUUUGAAACCGAGAGUUGACAAUAUCAACAUCAGUAGAGAGUCGUGUGACAUUGCAACUACAUGGGAAUGUCAAGGUUUCGCGGACUUUUUCGAAGUUAAAACUUAUUGUGACGACGAAAUACUUGGUGAUCUGUUUCAAAUGGAGGAGCCAUACUUUAAAAUUGAAUCACCUAAUCCUACUAAAUACUAUCACGUUGAUGUUCGCGCCUGGAAUAGUUCGAGAGGUUUUUCACCCACAAUCACUUCGGAGAAGCUCAGGAUUUGCAAGGAGAUUGACAAAAAUGUCUUCUUAGACGAAUUGCGACCUUUAAGAAAAGGCUACAAAGUCUAUGAAGGAUAUUUGGCAGGGGCUUCCCCAAAAUUGGAAAAAGUUGCAAUCAAAUUACUAGAUGUGAUGGAUCAAGAUAGGUUGCAUAGAGAAAUAGAAAACAACCAGAAACUGGUUUGCCAUUCUAACACAGUUCUUUAUAGAAAAUCGGGCAAAAUAGAUGGAAUUGGGGGACAGUCUAUCUAUAUUGUUGUUGAGCUUUGUGACACCGAAACACUAUGGGAACUGGUAUCGAAAAAAUCACUGGGAAUGGACCCAAAAGAUGUCCUGAAGCAGAUAAUGCAAGGACUACGCCAUAUUCAUAGUAAUGAGAUUGCUCAUAGAGACCUGAAGCCACAGAAUAUCUUGCUCUCUCAAGAUAAAAAAAAGUAUAAAAAUUGCUGAUUUUGGACUCAGUAAGGAGAUUAUACCAAACAAAUCCAAAUUUUCGAAAUCUGGAAGAGAGAUUGGCACUGAUGGAUGGGGUUCACCAGAGCAUUACAAAGGAAAUACAAUGUCUUAUAAAUCGGACAUUUAUUCUGCUGGACUCGUGUUUUAUUUCACAUUGUCGGAUGGUAGGCAUGUCUUUGGGGAUGAAGAACACAGAUGGAAGUCCAUGAUAAUUGAUGGGGUUGUUCCUCCUCUUAAUGAGAUAAAUUGUGUGAAUGCUGAAAUGGCAAAGGAUUUGAUAAAGCAAAUGAUCAGUUUCAACGCAGAUUCUCGUCCGACUGGCGAUAAAGUUUUAUUGCAUCCCUACUUUUGGACAAGCAACAAGAAAUUGGAUUUUUUGAAUGAAGUGAAGAAGUAUUUGUAUCCUUUUAUUAUUUAUAAAAAGGCAGAUGGUAUUGGAGAGCAUAUCAUAAAGGAAAUUCAGAGACAAAGCACAAUUUUUAUGCACCCAAGCAUUGGCAAGCAAUAUAGCAAGCCUGACUGGCUUUGGUUAAUUCAACAACGAAAUCGGUUAAGUAUGACACCAGAAGCAUUGUUUGAACUCGAAUCAAUAGCAAAUGGGGGUUUCAGAGGGAGGAAAUAUAAUCUCUCAUGUCCAAUUGAUUUGAUUAGAUUCAUUCGAAACAUUGAUGAGCAUUUUCAAGAAAAUAAGAAUUUGGCAACUAUGCUUAAAUCCAGAGAAGAUGUGUGGAACCUGUUUUAUGAUCGAUUUCCGAAGCUUUUCUGCGUUGUCUACAAUUCUUUUUUGGACAAAAUGAACAGUGCUUCUCGUGCAAUUUUCCCCAGAGAGCUACAAAGUUAUUUUUGAUGUAGUUGUGUACCUAAUUACAGCUCAUUUAGCUCUGCCUUGGUGUGGGUGGAUCCAUAUGUACUGAUUGUAUUGAGUGCUUCAAAACUUUCACACACGAUUACUUUGUAAACUGCUUGUAUGACGAAGUCAGCAAUGCUACUGAAUAACAUUUGUAAAAGUGUGAUAAAACAAGACUUUUGUUCCAAUCAUUUAGAGUGAAUUUCCGGACGGGAAAGUAAAUCUUAAUGAAAUGAAAUUCCAUCUGCCGUCCAACUUAACCAGUCGGAAUAAUCUCAUACAAAACAGCAAGUGUCAGUACUGCUAUUUUUCACAUGUAAAUAGUACGUGAAAGGUUAGAUUUAAAUUGUAAUAUCGCAGACUAGACCUUGAAAUUGUUCAAUUUAUUUUUUAAAGUUUCAUCUUCAAUAUUUUUUAUGCUUUCCACUGUACUGAUUUGUAUAGUAACUAGCUUGCUAUACUUCAACAAGCUAGGUUGAGGCAAAAUCUUAUUACAGUGAUACCACGUUGGUGGAACGACUCGAUACUCGAACAAUUCGGUAGUCGAACAAGAAAUUCUAGACAAAAGUGCUCAAGAGGAAAUUUGGUGCUCGAACACCCAAGCGCCGCCUAGUGAUAUGACGUCACCCAAACUGUGCAUUUUGGCUGCCUCUUGACUAUUCAACAAGAGAAUGAUACUCAAAUAUAUGGAAACGAAGGCCAAAACAGAGUAGCACCGGUAUGCAAUAUGUCACGGUAGACUACCGGUACGAUUAUCUUCAUGACUAACAUGGAAGCGAAACUGCCACAAGGCCUGCUAUUUUUGACAACGUCAUCACACACAAAAAGCAAAUUCCAUAGAGCCCACAUACCGUAAAUUUGCUCAAACGUCCAGUAACAAAAAUCCAGAACGAAUUAUGUUCGACUACCAAGAUAUCACUGUACCGUACUAAACCCUAAAAUUGUUGAGUGUUUUUUAUUCCGAGUUUUUGCGUUUAUUAUUAGUGUUCAAACUUUCCAAUGUACUAACAUUUACUUAUGAAUGUAUAAGCCAUGUAUUAGCAUUUUUAUUAUUUUGCAGAGGAUAUAACAGUUUUAAAUAAUUUGGUAAUUUUACAUUACAGAAUUAUAUUUGGUAUUUAUAAUUAGCUGACAUGUACUGACACAUAAAAUGUCUUUUAUUAAUAAGACAUAAUCAAUUUGUAAUGGAAUUUAUUUAAGACUGUUUAGUGUGUUUUUCUCAUAAAUUGUUUUUUUAUUAUUUCAGUGUGCAAGCUUCGCAAUAUGCUAACAUUUACAGCUAUUUUCCAACGUAUCAACAUUUUUAACGUUUGGUUAAUUUUUAUCUUUCAGAAUUACAUUUGUAAUUUAUAAUUAGCUUCCAUGUGCUGUCUUUCAUGAAAAGCCUAGUACUCUUCGAUCGGGUCAUGUUCACAACACGACGUAAGUAGGCUACUUCUAUUUGGCGUGGCAUAACCAUUUAUACAUAUUAUGUUAUUCCUAACCCCCACCUGACUACGUCAUUGAAAAAAUACGUCACUGCGAUGACACAGUAACGUAAUAAAACCCUCCAAACUAUACUAACUGUCAUCCAAGACACACAGACGAUCACCCGAAAUUGACCGAGCUAUUUUUCUCGUCGUAACCAGAUAUGAGAGAGUUAGUCAUCGUUGGCGAAGAUGCCAUUUUGUGUGAUCGCAGCUAUCCUUUAACAAACUUUCGACGUUAUUGUGAGGUGGUAGUGACCUAAUCUUUGAAAGAUAGAUCCAGGUGGGGAUUAGGAAUAACAUAUGCAAAAUUGUUGUGCCAUGCCAAAUAGAAGUAGUUAGAUCGUUUAGUGAACAUGCAUCCUUCAAUCAUAACUUACGCACAUUUAUAUUUAUGCUAUUUAUUGAAUAGAAUUUUUGAGCAAUUUGUAAUUUUUGUAUUUCAG